AUGCUCGGAUACAUAUCCUCCACGCGCAAGAAGUCCUGCAAGCAAUGCGUGAAAGCGAAACGGAGAUGUGAUCUCGGGUACCCCUGCUGCAAGCGGUGCUUCUCCAAAUCGCUCGACUGCGCAUACCCCAAUGCGUCGGUCCGUGAAGCGGAGGUCGUUAUAAGGCAGCGAACUCCGGAUCUCGCUCCGUUGACCCAAGUCGGCGACAACGACCUACUGGCUGAUCUGCAGCCCGCGGGCCCUGAAAUCGAUCCCGCGAUACUGCAAGUGUCGACGUCGGACUCAAACUCGUCGAGUAGUCCCGAGAGCUGGAGUGAUGUUGUAGGAGACUGGGAGAAGGAGCAAGAGGGUAGGCAGAGGCAGGCGCUGUAUUGGAAGAGAAGUCAAGAGCCUGCGAUUAGCACACAUAUAUUGCCGAAGAUAUGGGCACCGAGCUGGUUGAAUGAAGAGCAGCUUUUGUUUAUGGUGAGCAGGAUGCGGAGUUUUGUGCCGACGCUGGCCUUCACAGGGAGCAAUAUGUUUAUUCACUCUGCGCUUUACAAGUCGCAUCAACCUACCGCUUUCCAGGACAGCAUCAGCCUUUCCGCGCUGUACCUCGCGAAGACGAAACAAAACACACCGAUCUUGGCGAGGUCUAUUGAGGAGAAAAUCAAUGGGCUUAUAGCAAAUUCGAACGAGUGGUCAUUGCAAGAGCAUCUCGCCGCUGUCCAGGCUCUGAUUGUAUACCAGAUCAUCAGACUGUUUGACGGCGAUUUGAUUCAGGCGGGAAUCGCGGCAAAACACAAUCGAUUACUGGAGCUCUGGACCGCACACCUCUGGAAACGCUCCUUCGCCGAACCGAUACCCUUUUCCAAGCCUUGGGACGCGUGGGUAUUUUACGAGUCCCUCCGCCGCACCGUCAUGAUGUCCGUGUUCAUGCGCGGAGGCUGGAAUGCACUCACGCAAGACGGACUGUGUGAUCAGGUGCCAGUAUUGGCGCGGUUGCCGCUAUCGAAAGGCGACGGGUUCUGGAACAUAGGGGAAGAGGAAUUUGAGAAAAGGGUUGCUGGGGUAGACGGAAGAGAUCAGUUGAUUUCAUACGGGGAUUUCUCGUUGAAUUGGAUGCCGGGAGAUGAUAUGGAGGGGUUGACGGAGUUUCACAGAUUGUUGCUUGCACCUUGUAGGGGGCACCUCGACCCGAGGCUUUACCUGGAUGGAAUGUGA
Didymosphaeria variabile is the source of this 1203-nucleotide messenger RNA. RefSeq lists its product as uncharacterized. The record is from RefSeq and is a predicted model, not a curated record. Gene Ontology annotation, molecular function: DNA-binding transcription factor activity, RNA polymerase II-specific; zinc ion binding. Bases 1 to 1203 code for a protein of 400 amino acids. NCBI's taxonomy places the organism in Eukaryota, Fungi, Ascomycota, Dothideomycetes, Pleosporales, Didymosphaeriaceae. The transcript has a single exon. Gene Ontology annotation, biological process: regulation of DNA-templated transcription.